GGACAACUAAGAAGAAUUGAUAAUAUUUAAGGUGGAAGUGCUAGAAUGAUUUACUGCUUUAGUAACAUUUAGUUAGAGUUGAUGAAAUUUGGAGCUGCUCUCUGGUUCUACAGAUGAAGUUGGGCUUCGACCGGAUGCUGUGAUACGCCACCGUGUCCGCUGUAUUGAUUUAUUAAACAAAUCAGCUAAGCCAUUGAUGUCAGGUUCUAGUGAGACCAGAAAAGAAUCAAGACUGUUUGUCUAAACAGUGGGCAGUCUUUAUAAAGGCAGUAAACAGGCGUUAGCCUGAUUAUUGCAAGUGGUAAAAUGUGGGCUACCUCUAGUGACUGGAGGACCACCAGCACCCCUUUUACACUAAGGACUUAGAAGUGGGAAAAAUACUGAAACAUUUAUGAAAUGAAAUUAUUCUCCUGAACUUCAUCACCAACAACCAGGAUAUUUAACUAAGAGCAAUGUUAAACUGCUGAAAGAGUUGAAGCACAAGCCGUCCUGAAGAGCCUCCAGAACACGCAGAAACAGUUUGCUACAUUUAACAGACAAAUGAAGCCAAGUCCUGACAUGGAGAAACAGCAGCACUCUGUCAAGAGUUUUACUAAACAGAGUACUCUCAAAAUUCACCAGCGCAUUCACACAGGAGAGAAACCGUAUUACUGCUCAGACUGUGGGAAGAGUUUUACUAAACAGAGUCAUCUCAAACUGCACCAGCGCAUUCACACAGGAGAGAAACCGUAUUACUGCUCAGACUGUGGGAAGAAUUUUAAUCAACAGAGUGAUCUCAAAAAUCACCAGCGCAUUCACACAGGAGAGAAACCAUAUUACUGCUCAGACUGUGGGAAGAGUUUUACUAAACAGAGUAAUCUCAAAAUUCACCAGCGCAUUCACACAGGCGAGAAACCAUAUUACUGCUCAGACUGUGGGAAGAAUUUUAAUCAACAGAGUCAUCUCAAACUGCACCAGCGCAUUCACACAGGAGAGAAACCUUAUUACUGCUCAGACUGUGGGCAGAGUUUUAGUCAACAAAGUACUCUCAAACUGCAUCAGCACAUUCACACUGGAGAGAAACCGUAUCACUGCUCAGACUGUGGGAAGAGUUUUACUAAACAGAGUGAUCUCAAAAAACACCAGCUCAUUCACACAGGAGAGAAACCAUAUUACUGCUCAGACUGUGGGAAGAGUUUUACUAAACAGAGUAAUCUCAAAAUUCACCAGCGCAUUCACACAGGCGAGAAACCAUAUUACUGCUCAGACUGUGGGAAGAAUUUUAAUCAACAGAGUACUCUCAAACUGCACCAGCGCAUUCACACAGGAGAGAAACCGUAUCACUGCUCAGACUGUGGGAAAAGUUUUACUACACAGAGUAGUCUCAAAAUUCACCAGCGCAUUCACACAGGAGAGAAACCGUAUUACUGCUCAGACUGUGGGAAGAAUUUUAAUCAACAGAGUACUCUCAAACUGCACCAGCGCAUUCACACAGGAGAGAAACCUUAUUACUGCUCAGACUGUGGGCAGAGUUUUAGUCAACAAAGUACUCUCAAACUGCACCAGCGCAUUCACACUGGAGAGAAACCGUAUCACUGCUCAGACUGUGGGAAGAGUUUUACUAAACAGAGUGAUCUCAAAAAACACCAGCGCAUUCACACAGGAGAGAAACCGUAUCACUGCUCAGACUGUGGGAAGAGUUUUACUGAACAGAGUACUCUCAAAAAACACCAGCGCAUUCACACAGGAGAGAAACCGUAUCACUGCUCAGACUGCAGGAGGAGUUUUACUACACAGCGUUAUCUCAAAAAACACCAGCGCAUUCACACAGGAGAGAAUACUAUCCCAAAUUUGUCCCACGGCAAUUAAAAUAGCAUAAUGCUAUUAAUUGCUAGGCCCACUGUAAGAAUAUGGAGGAGUUUUGUCUUACUAUGUUCAUUGUUCAUUGACUAAAGGGUUAAUCUGUGUGUUACUAAAGAAGCAUUUUACUUAAUCAGUAUGUUACUCAAGCAUUUAGCAUGAUUCCUGAUUAUUCAAGUAUAUUGUGUCUUUGUGCUUAACGCACAAGGCCAGGUUUUUUCUUGCAACUCAGCAUGAUUGAUUCCACAGAUGUCCAGCGAUACUGUGUUGUUGUUGUUUUUUUUUUUUCCCCAAUGGAGACUAGACUUCUGGUACAUGUAAUCUAUAGCUGAGAAGGUUGAGGUGACCAGGUUCUCAGCUGACGUAUAGGAUGAAAAACUGCUUAGGUGUCAAGAUGUGGGGUAAGCUACUUCCCACACGUACGAUUGGACUAAGGUCAGGUCCUUGUCUGUACUUAUUAGACUGGGCUGCUUAGUGAGGGGUUGAGUUGGGCGGGGGUAAGCUUCUCUCUUCAGGAGAGCGGGAAGUCCUGGUCAGACAGCUGAGAACUCUGGAAACCUCAAUUUUCUCUCACCUUUGGGGUUUUCCUCUUAUUUUCACCUUUUUAAUUUCAAUUAAUUUUUAAUCAUCUUUUUUACUAAUUUUUGAUGUAUCAAAAAAAAACUGUUUUGCUCUGAAGAUUCUUUGAAUAAAAUCUGACAGAACUACAAUUUUGGACUGGAUCGCCUUUUCUUCUUUAUGACGUAUCAUGCCAGAUACAUUAGAAUUCGAACAGCAGAUCAAUAAUCUUUCAAUGGCGAACACAGCCCAGGAUUUUUGAGAUCUGGAAACUUUCAUCAAAGCACGACUGGAGGACCAAGUUGACAACCAGAACAGACGACAUCGCAAGGUGCAUCACGCAGCCCAAGGGGGUUCAGCGGAAGCUGUGCGAGGCAAGCAUGGAUGUAAUAAGAGUCGGCACAUCUGCAAUCCACCUCAUGAUGUGAAUAUAAGGUUGUUUUUGUUGUCAGAGUUGUCAGGAUGAAGGGUGUAUUUUGCGGCUUCAAUUACUACAUUUUAUAUUGCUAAAGUUGAAAAUUUCAUAUCUCAAACUAAAAGAACUUAGACAAUUACAAUUUGGAAGUAUUCCAAAUUGUCAUGCAUUACAUUGGGUAAUUUUAUUAUUCUGGUGAUGGGUUUAAAAUGGUGAAGGUCUUGCUAUGUGUGCGAGGUUUUCCUUAUUUUGGUUUUGUGAAGUGGCAAGAUGGGCAAUACGGUGUUGCUGGUUCUAGCGAUAUUAACAGCAAGUGUUUUGCUAGCUAUGUUUCAGUGGCAAUUGAGAUCGUCAGUACUAUAAUUCUGCUGGUUUUGUUUUUCCUGCUGCGUGGUUUUGCUGCUGUGUGUGACCAUUUCUUACUAAACAUACUGAGAUGGGGAAAAAGGAAGAUUUCUCCUUGUGCCAGUAUGUGGCUAAGCAGAUCACUAAACACAGGGUUGAGGAGAGUAUUGUUCAGGAUUCAGCAGAAGCGGAGGAUUUACUGAGUGAUGUAGAAUCAACUUUGUCAAAAACCAUGUCCAUAAGCCAUACCUGUCAAGUUUUAGAUUUAAAAAUAAGGGAUAUUUUCCUCUGUCCGCUUAAAGCCGUCCCACCAGCCCAACGAAGGUUCAGUAUCUCUUACAUUUUAAAACAGGUUUACAAAAAAUCUAAAAUAACCACAUGUGAACCACUUACACACUACAAUUAGAUUAUCAGAAUCUGAACAUGUUGUGGACAUUCCUACAUAUGUCAUUCUUUUAAUACAGCCAAAUUAAAAACCCUUUUCUAUAUAUUU
Messenger RNA from Astyanax mexicanus (Mexican tetra), 3650 nucleotides. RefSeq names its product zinc finger protein 271-like. NCBI's taxonomy places the organism in Eukaryota, Metazoa, Chordata, Actinopteri, Characiformes, Acestrorhamphidae. The coding region runs from base 541 to 1848 and encodes 435 amino acids. Gene Ontology annotation, molecular function: RNA polymerase II cis-regulatory region sequence-specific DNA binding; DNA-binding transcription factor activity, RNA polymerase II-specific. The transcript has 2 exons. Gene Ontology annotation, biological process: regulation of DNA-templated transcription. The record is from RefSeq and is a predicted model, not a curated record.